Cuscuta europaea is the source of this 4710-nucleotide messenger RNA. NCBI's taxonomy places the organism in Eukaryota, Viridiplantae, Streptophyta, Magnoliopsida, Solanales, Convolvulaceae. The record is from the annotation of a GenBank genome assembly.
CUCAAUUCUCAAACUAUGCACAUUUCAGUCGGUUAGCGAUCAUUUCGACUUCCCACCAAAAUGCUGAGACCGACAGUACAUACAUCUUUCAAACCUCUCUUCUAUCUCUACCCCCAGCAAAUCCGAACAUCAACCGCCGCCGCCGCCACCGCCACCUCCACUUCCCUAUCACAACCUCUCUACCCCACUACACCAAUCAACGAAGCCCUCAUCCUCCGAGUCUGCACAGUUCUCUACCAGCAACAGUACUCCUCCGUCGAGAAACUACGCAACAGCCUCCUGAAAACGUCCUUCGACCUCACCCACGAGUUCUUCCUCCAGGUAUGCAACAAAUUCCCCUACUCAUGGAGGCCCAUUUACAAGCUUCACGAGUUUGCGCUGACCCAGCCCGGAUUUUCACACACACCUACCACCCUCAACAAGAUGCUCGACGUCAUCGGAAAGUCGAGAAACAUCGACCUCCUGUGGGAUUUCCUCCAUGAGAUCGGGAGACGCCGUGCAGUCACCACGAAAACAUAUAUAAUCGCUUUGAAAACCCUAGCUUCAGCUAGGGAGCUGAAGAGAUGCGUUGAAAUUUUCCACAUAAUGAGCAGUUUCGGGUAUGAGUAUAAUGUGGGUGCUUUGAAUAAGGUAGUGGAGGCCAUGUGUAAAGACAAGCUUGUCCAAGAAGCUAAACAUGUGGUUAUGAAAUUGAAAGAUUCAAUAAAGCCCAAUGUGGUUACUUAUAGAUGGCUAAUAUAUGGAUUUUGCGAUGUGGGGGAUACAAUUGAAGCCUCCAAGAUCUGGAAUUUAAUGAUUGACUCGGGUUUCGAGGCCGAUAUUGAGUCGUUUGACACAAUGAUGGAUAGGCUAUUCAAGAACAACGAAUAUGGCCAGGCAUUGAAGCUUUUACAAUCCAUGAGAACAAACAGAAUGGAUGAUUUGGGGUUGCCUACGUACAGGCUUGUGAUCAAUUGGCUGUGCAAGAAGGGAAAGAUUGGGGAGAGCUAUGUAGUGUUUGAGGAAAUGUGCAAGAGAGGGAUUAAACCAGACCAUUCAACAUUAGCAUCAAUAAUUUAUGGGCUUCUUUGCAAGCGAAGGGUGAGGGAGGCCUAUGGGGUGCUGGGUGGAAUUAAGAUGCCUGAUAUAGUGGUGUUCCAUGGUAUGAUCAAAGGGCUCUUGAGGUUGAAAAGGCCCAGGGAGGCAACACAAGUGUUUAGGGAGAUGAUCAGUAGAGGUCGUGAACCGACAAUGCAUACUUAUAUAAUGUUGUUGCAGGGGCACUUGGGGAGGAGAGGGAGGAAAGAGCGAGACCCAUUGGUGAACUUUGACACCAUUUUUGUGGGAGGCCUGGUUAAGGUGGGGAAGAUGUUAGAGGCAACGAAAUACGCAGAGAGAUUGGCUUUCCGGAAGAUUGAGGUGCCGAGGUUUGAUUACAACAAGUUUUUGCAUUGCUUUUCGAAUGAGGAAGGGGAGGUCAUGUUUGAGGUGAUGGCCAAGAAACUGAGAGAGGUUGGUUCCUUUGAUUUGGCCGAUAUAUUUCAAAGGUAUGGUGAGAAAAUGACAACUAGGGACAAGAGAAGAAUCAGACAUGUUGUGUCAUAGCUGAGUUAGAAGACUGUGAAUCAAUCAUCUGAUCAUAUGCAUGUACAUACUGAAACAGAGAUUGAGACAUGAGGUAUUUUCGGAUUGAAAAAGGAAUGAAAAUAAAUAGUCUUGAGAGAAACCAAACAACAAAACCCUCCUAGUAUCAUACAUAGCAGAGAAAUCAAAUCAUAGAAGCAAAUAGCCAAUUAGUAAAUGAAUAAUGAAUUUAUUUUACAAAACUACCUCAAGAGAUAUGCUUUAAUUUUAGUUUAUGACUAUUUAGCUAUUUAAAAUUUAAUUUAACAAUUUAGUCCACUUCCAGCUAACCAAACAAGCCUCAGAGAGCAAUUUUUUUCACUUCAUUGGUGUUUUCUGUUAGUCAUGUUAUUUGAUUUACUAUGCACCUGUGGAGUAGUUGUAUGUUCCUUAAAUUAAAUAUAAUUAAUUUAAUUGUAACUUGAAUUCUAGGAGGAUCACAUUCUCCCCACUUCAAGGAUGCUUCGUCGCUGAAACUGAAACCAAACAAUACUAAGAUCAUAAGUAUGAGUAAUUAUCUUGCUCAAAGAUUUCCAGGUAGCGCUCACACAUGUUCUCAUAUCGCAUUCUCAGCUAAGUUGUUAGACCACAUCACCUUUACCACUUUCACACAUUUCCUCCUAGUCUCUCUUGUCUUAGUAUCAAGAAUUUUCACCUACUUUUCUUUAUAAGGUAACGUCUGAUCCAACUCAAUCACCUACACGUGCAUACGCAUAGCUUAUAGCUAAUUCUAAUUUGAAAUGUUAUGAAUUCUAAGGUUAGGAGUUUACCUCUGGUUUAAGGAUAUAUGAAGCAUCGUGCGUGUACUUCUAGUUUGAAAUGUUAUGUGUUCUAAGGACCUAAUACGAAGAAUAUUUUCCAUUCAGAUCUUAACGUCGAAUCUAAGAAUGAAUAUGAAAGAAAAUUUCAUACCUUAUCCAACUCGGUUGGCAAGACUAAAUGAUAAGCUAAGUUUCCCACUCGUUCAAGGAUUUUGUAUGGUCCUAUAAACUUGGGGCUUAGCUUGCCCUUAUUUUCAAAUCUCAUCACCCCCUCACGGGUGAGACUCUUAGUAGUACCUUCUCUCCACUUCAAAGUUCAAACUCCAUGAGCUUCCUUCCUUGAUCUGCAUAUGGCUUCUGUCGAUCUUGGGUUGUCUUCAUCCUUCCUUGAAUCAUCUUGAUUGUAUCUGUUCUCUCUUGUAAAUAUUGUGAUCCUAAGGCUACGACAUCCAUCAUGUCUCCCCGACAUAAUGGACUUCAGCACCUUUGACCAUAUAAAGCUUCAUACGGCGCUAUUGCAAUGCUUGCCUGAUAGUUGUUGUAUGAAAAUUCUAUCAAGUCUAGGUCAUCCUCCCACAAUCUUUUAAGAUGUAGAACACAGGCUCUCAUAUGUCCUCCAAUGUCUGAAUGGUCCUCUCCGUUUGCCCAUCCGUUUGAAGGUGAAAUGCCGAUCUUGAUGAUGAGUGCUGCGUUUGGUCACCUACUUUGAUAAUUAGUUAUUUACGUAUUCUUUUAAAUUUGAAGUUUGAGAACUGGGACAACUAGAUUUUUUUGGAUUUAAUUACUUAAAUACUUGGGUUUAUUUUGAAUUGUGGUUUAACCUGCGGUUAUGUGAGAACCAAGUGUGGCGAUAACACCUAAAGAAAGUUUUAUUUCCGCUGCAAUAUAAAUUAUUUUGAAUUUAAUCAUUUGGGGAAUGUUUUACUAAACUACUAUUUAUAGUAUGUAUUUUGGGUAAGAAUUUGGGGGUGUUACCAUCCAUAUGGUAUAGAAGUGUGUCUAGUUCAGGUGGCUGCCAGUUCUUAGAGAAUAUCGCAGGUUUCUGGGAUGACUCACCGAUGAAAGGAAAUUGAGAAAGUCGUUUUGAACCAAAGGCGAUCAGCUACUGAACACAAUGCUGCUUGUCUGUAGUAUCUACUUUAAGGAUUCCUUUUCCACACAAUUCAGCCUGGGACUGUGAGAAGCCGAUUAAAGUUUGCCAUAUUUUUGCUCUGAUUUGGUUUAGUUGCCAUCAUACAUACUUCUUUCUCGUAGUGGAUCUUUUUGGUGGACAAUGUCAUGAGAAAGUCAUCAAAACUUCAAAUAUCUCAUGGGGAUCAGGUACUUGAAGAACAGCAAAAGACAUUGGACAAGUUUCUCUUGGUUCUUCUGCUAAAUUAAAAGAUCUUUUUUUAGAGUGAGAACUAUGUGACAUGCUUCAAUGUUACUGACAUUUUUGCAUUGGGCACUAUGGAAGGUGAAGAGAAUGAAUUUCUGAUUGACAUUGUAAUAGAAACUGUUUGUCUCUUUCGCUUGUUAAGUGGAAGGAAUGUUUUUUGGUUUGCCAAUCUUAUUAUCACAGCACAGUGGGUACUCUGAUCUCUUCUGGGAGUUUGACAAAGAGGUCAGCAAUUCAUUUUACUUGUAUCACAAAACAAUUAUUUUAUUAGCCUCUAAUUUGUGAUUCCUGAUAUGGUUCUUUUUCUUUUAUUUUUUUUUAGUUGAACACGCUAUUCUUCAUUCACUCAGGACCAGUGUUUAUGGCUGAUUUAGAUUUUAGAUAGCGUGAGACCGUUUUGGUCAUUGAUGACUUCAGUAAACCCAAUAAAGUUUUAUAAGUUAUUCCAUACGGAUUACAUAUAAGAUAUAAAUCAACAUAAAAAAGUUUGAAAUUGAUCUUUUAGAAGAAAUUUAAGUUUAAAUAAUUGGCAUCCGAGCUACAUGAUCAUUAACAUCGAUUUGGGUGCUAAUUUGUGUAAUGUCCGCACAUACUGACAUAUGAGUUGCUCACUUGCUUGUAACAUACUCCCUCCGUCCUAAGAUCAUGGUCAGAAGUCCAAAUUGUUAAAUUUGGACUCUGUUUAUAUGAAAACAGUGUUUAGACUUCGUCAAUAUUGUUUUCCCCUGCAUCUGUGCACCGUCAAUAAAAUACACUCAGCAUAUUUUUUACAUAUCAAUUUAGUAAAACAUUAAUUAAUUUAUUAUAAGUAAUGUUUUCCGUUUAAUAUUUUCCUUAAAUAAUUGUUAAAUUAAAAAUACACAUUUCGAUGUAAAAAUAAAUAAAUUUCAUUAAUUUUUUUAAUGUUUUUUUAUUAACAAAAAUGAACUUAGUUCAAGUAAAGUUCGAUUAUGAAAUAUUCAGUUAUUU